Messenger RNA from Diachasma alloeum, 4651 nucleotides. RefSeq lists its product as uncharacterized. The transcript has 15 exons. The record is from RefSeq and is a predicted model, not a curated record. The coding region runs from base 358 to 4023 and encodes 1221 amino acids. Lineage: Eukaryota; Metazoa; Arthropoda; Insecta; Hymenoptera; Braconidae.
UUUCAGAUCUCAUUGACUGCAAUAAAAUUCAAUCACGGUUUCUUUAAUCCAAUAAACAUCAAGAUCGAUAGUGCAGAGAUAACCCUAGUCCUAUCAUCCGCCUAUAUCUGAGUCCAAGACACUGAGCCGACAGUCGUGGAAAAAGCCUCAUAGACUACGGACACACAGGUUGUAUCCUAGCAGUCCACCUCGAUCGCGAUUAUACGCCCGUGCAAUUCAAUGUAAAUCCUUGGUACACGUGCUGGUCCCUGGUAUACUACGCAUUCAAUACAAAUGUGAACUACCCCACCGUUAAGUGAACACAAUUUUCAACAUUUUCUUCAUUCUCCUUUUUGCUGGAGUGAAAAAGGAUUAUCGAUGAAAACCAACGAGCUGAAUUUGAAAAUGAUUGUGCCUCCUGCAACUGUGGGAAUACUUGUGGUAGCUUCUGGAAUCUGUUUCAUUUUAUUCAGCAGUUUCCGUAGAGGGAAAACCGGGACCGGUAAAAACGAGAAGAAAGUACCAGUUGAUGACAGCUGUUGCGCCUGUUGUCUCAAGCCGUUUAUCAUUGGUCGUGGCGUUCAGUGCAACGAUUGCAGCGCGAGAUUCUGCAGGAAAGGCUGCGGACGCUGGGAAGUGAAGGAUAACGUUUGGCGCUGUCUGUUUUGUUAUCAUAGAAGAACGUGGUUGGGGAAGAAAGAAAAGUGGUUUGAGACAUUCAGUGGCGCGCAUUCGACCGAAGAAUCGAGCGGUCAAUUCAGCACGGCGAAAUCCCAGGCUUAUGUCCCAGGCGUCGAGCAUGGUGAAAUCAACUCCGGCGUGGACUUGGCUGCCGGUGGAAAUGAAAAGACGGACUCGUUGGAAAAUAUUCGUGAGAUUAUUGAGAAAGUAGUGGAGGGCCUCGUGGGCAACGUUGACGAUGCACCUAUCGAUCGGCUUUAUCAGCAUUCCUCAUAUGAUCGGUUUUUCGAGGAGUUUGGUGUACAUUUGGCCGGGGCUCUUGCGCAUCUGGCGGUUGCUUUACGGAUGUGUAUUGCAAACAAACCGGCCACAGACACGCCGAGUAUGGCGCACACUGCACUGCGAGAACUGGUGGAGCGUGCGGUCGACGAGGCACGUAAACUACCGGGUCUCGGUGAUUCGGUUACCAUCAGAAGACAGGACAAUACGAGCAUUGGCGAACAGAGCUAUGAGGAUUUACUAGCAGCGGCCAUACUCAAUAAAGUCGUAGAGAAAUACCAGAAGGGUCGAGUGGACGGCAACAGCAAUGUAGUGCAUGAAACAACGUCGAAACGCUGCAGAUACAGAGGAUCUGAGGCGAGUGGCAGUGGCGUAGAGGAGGACAGCAGUGUGGAUCCAAUGUCCCAGGAUGAGUGCGGCAGUGAGUGCAGUCGCACGAAAACUAAACUGCGUAUUCGUCAGGAGCCUCUCUCCCUCACGAUCGAGGAGCAGAUUGAGGAAGUUACUACGACUUACACAUCUGAUGAAGAACCGAGAAAUGUCAAGGCAAAUGUACUUCAUUUCCGGAAUGCCAAACGUGUGCCAUUUCCGGAGUUUGGAAUGGAUAUUGUGGAUCCUUCCCAGGAUUCCUCCGAGGACAGCGAGGACGAAGUCGACGCCUGUGUUUCCGUGGACCACAUAACCCCCCUAGAGACUUGGGAACAAAAUUGGCUCUUCCAAAGGAAGAAAAUUGCUGCUCAACCUGAGCCCGUUGCCAUGCUUGUACCCAAUCCCAGUGAAGAUUACCGAGCGCUAAUUGGGGACAAGGACGCUGAUGACAUGUCAGAUUUAUCAGAGUUCUCAGCACAAUCUGAUGAGGAGAUCGAUGAGGAUUUGAUAGAGGCUAUUAAUCAGGCAGUACCAGACUCGCCGAAAGUUGUACGAGUUCCCUCGGGAGUCCAAAAGACCAAGUCAGCUAUUCUCCACGAUAAUUUCACGGGUGAAAUUGUGUGUGAGAAUUCUAAUGAUGUACAGCAUCCCGAUAAAUCCUCAUCGGGACCAAAAAUUAAAUCGGAAAUUGUGAAAGGGGAGAAAAAUCCCGACGAAGAGCUGAAAAUCAAUGAUACGGAAAUUGAAGCCACUGAAGGGGGAGAGAAUUAUUCAAGAGAAGAUACAACGAGAAAUCCGGGUAUUAAAGAGGAUAGAAAUAAAAUCCCGAAGACACCGACUGCUACACCGAUCAGAAACUCUAUCUGCGAGGGCGAUCCAGCACUACCGGUUGCCUGCGAUCUACAGGAAUUGAAUGAAAAACUCAUUGCAAUUGAUGAUAGUGACGACAAUGAAGAUAAAGUUGUUGAUCAUCUUAAAUCUCAUUCGCCGGAUGUCGCGCCGCAGUUGGAGCUCGAAAAAUCUGAACAAUUUCUCCACAAUGUUGUGGAACACGACAACGCUCUGCAGAAUGAAAGGUCACCUCUAGAGAAUGGAGAGACUCUCAACAAUGCUCCAGCUUGUCAGGUGGCUGCGGCAGCCGCCAAGGCCAGAGCGACAUCAUCCAUCGAGACAAAAUCAAAUGAGGAAGGCCAUGCACUGUCUGCCCCACCUCGACCAGGGACCAUCGCUGAACGUGAGCAUAAAAAAUGGGAGAACGCGGCGCCGAUACAGAAUAAUCCGUACAGCGAGGAGAAUAUUCAGAAGAGAUUGCUGGAGAGGCAGUACGCCAGUAGAUCAUCAGAUGCUCCUGGCUCGGGAGUUUUGCCUACUAGUCCCAGUCCACCAUUGAAGAUCGUUUUGGGAGGAAAUCGACCUGAUGUCCAAAGAUUCGCUAGGGACUACUACAUAAACGAGGCAAAAUCGCCGACGGGUGAGAGACACCGUCGACCAGGUACAUCGAAUUCGAGCAGACCCAGCAGCUCUCUGUCCCAAACUUCAGCAUCAACUAGCAGUGACUACGAGCACCAGGAGUCCUUCGAGCUGAUCGAAGCGUCACCCAAGCCCCAGAACAACCGGGAAACCGAGCCCCAAGAAGUCAUAGAGGAAUUCCUCGAGCGAGAGCGAAAAAACAGUAAAAACGAAAUAAACGCUAAGCUGAACAACCAGGGAAAUUUCGACUCUCCGAUUUUCGACAGUAAGAAAUCGUUCACCGAAGAGAACAACAGAAAAAUUCGAAGGAUCGAUCUGAGAGCGUAUGGUUUCGCAAAUGAGUUCGACGAGAGCAACGAGAUCCGAAAAAAGCCUCCCAGAGUUGUGAAUAAACUGGAUUUACGAUCCUACGGAUACGACUCGGGCCUCCGAAGAACUCAAUCCAACAAUCACAUUGACAGCAAAGUCAACAACAGUUUCGUCCGCCCAAAACUAAUCGAUGAUAAAUCGAAUUUAACGCAGAAUCAUUCAUCCCGUCUGGGAGGCGGUGAUUACAUCUGGACCCAGAGUACGGAUGACUUGAACAAGGAGAGGGAGAUAAUCUUUGAUAAACUUGGAGGGAUGACAGCAGCCAAAUCUGUCCCGAACAUCGCGAAGAGCAGUUCCUUCAGUUACAAUGGGAAUAAGAACUCUGAUGAUGGAAGGGUCAACGGUUCUCGGGACAAUGGAGUCGACAGUUAUGAUUCGGAUUCACAAAACUCUAAGACUGAAUCUGCUGAGGAGUUGCCGAGGAAACUCCCCAGGUCGAAGGAGAUGAGGUAUUCGUUGGAGUCUCUGGAGGGGCCUGACAGAUUCAUCGACGCUGCGUUGCCUAUGCCUUCGGUGAGGAGAUUAGCGCAAGCGUUUAAUGCACCCCCUGAAGUGAAACCAACCCCAGUUCCGAGGGUCAAUAAACCCGUCAGACGAGAUCGCCCGACCACCCCUGAAAUUCAUAUCGUGAAGACUCCGAGGCAGAUGCAUAGUUUAACAGCAAGAUCUUUAUCCCGAGAGUUUCGUGAGGGCUUGAGGAACAUUUCGUGCAAACCCAAUGCACAACCUGUCUACAGUACCAUUAUUGAACAGAGUAAAGUCCCGGCUGGAUCGGUCUCCAAUGGAACAGAAAAUGAUGAUAAAAGAAAGGUGAUUGCAUCCGGUAAUUUGAGGAAUAACAUUCAAUUUUGGGAGCAGCUGCAGCGAAAACCUUGAGGAGUUAUGUUGUUGGUUACUGAAGGCUCAAUUGUUUAAAUUAUCCAAUAUCCAAUCACUGUACAGGUACCUAAAGUAGAUAUUCCCUGGAAAAUUAUUCAUUACGUGUAGUAACCAUAGGAUGCGGACACAACUGAAACUGCCAUAACUUAAUUUUAAUUCCAUUAAUUCUUACUAAUUGUCAUAUAGGUAUUUAUUUUUCGGCCUGCGAAUUCAAUUGAUUUCAAUUACUUAAUCCUAGAAAAUGGUUUUUCGUUGGAGAAAAAAAUUCUUAUUCUGUGCCAAAGGACACGUCGGUGUCACCAUCCAAAGAGAGAGAAAUUUUUUCGCAUUAUUUAUCAUUAGGUUUUAUAUUAUUUAUUAAUAAAUCACUGUUGGGUAUGAAAAAAUUUGUUAUUGAUCAAUAUAUUUUGUAAUUCUUACAUGAAAAAAUUUGAUAAAAUGUUUAAUUGUGUAUAUACAUAGUAAAUAUUCAUAUACGAUGAUGGAACAUUGACAUUAUUUUUCAAUCUAAAUUUUCAAAGUUUAAACAUUGUAAUUGCUUGUUGUUUAUUGUAUUAAAUUACUCGUUCUACACCAAUACUUUCAAACUAUGUAAAGAAUUGAAUAAAAUUGGAGUAAAGAUAGA